AUGAAGGCUUACCCAGCAAGCGUCGCUGCUACGUUGGGGAUCUUCCUGGCACAUGCGCUUGAUGUUGGCCGCAUUGCGCGCGGCCCCUUCACAAGCAAGUAUUUGGAUCAAUUUGCAUUCUGUGACUACCAUUGUCAAUGCGGGCUUGCCGCGGCCAGUUCACUGUACCACUUUUUGGGUGGGUUGGCUUGUCCAGCCAUUCAAUCUGUUUUUGGCGCCAGGUCAGUAUUUUUGACAUUCUAUUUCGCCAAUGUAUUAGCUGACCUUGGAAUGUUGACUCCCAAGUAUGUCCUGGCAUCCGUUGUUGCAUCUUCUUUUUUGACUCAAAAUGCUUUGUUGCCCUAUGGUGAGGGUCUUGCUGAGAUGACGGCUGUUUCGCGCAAGCUUUCCCAGUCACACCAUGUGAAGAUGCAUGGUCUUGCACAGCGUGCAGCUGGGCUUCUUGGACCUUGGAUUGGUCUUCUCAUCGGGGAUUUUGAAAGCUGCGUUUGGUGGUCUCUUAUUUUGACAGUGGCUGCAUCCAGUUUGCCUUUUCUCUUCGAAAGUUGCGGGGGCAGUGGUAAUGAUGUGCACCGGGCGCUUGCCUACGACAGCCACAUUCCACCUGCUUUUGCAGAUGCUGCAGCAAAAUCAGCUGUUGCAUUUGUUCUUCUCUGGCGUUUCUUUUCUGCGUUUGGAUUCUAUGCGUUCAAUAUGCUCUUGACAUCGUCUCUUUUACAUGCGGGGCCCUGGCUCCUUGCCUCAGUUGGGAGCACAUGUGGCAUUGGGGAAUUGGUAGCCAUUAAAAUUUCAUUUUUGCUUGACGCGCGGCAGCCUGAUAGUGGCAAGUUCAUUUGGCAAAGCACAUCGUCAGUGGCAUCAGUGGCAUUGAAGGUUGUUGCGUUGGGUCGCUUGAGUGCUUUUUUGGUUUCCAGCACGGGUGGAGCAGCCGGCACAAGUGUAGCAGGCAGUUCCAGCUUUUCUAUGGGCAAUAUCAUCAAUACUUUGGACAUUGGUGUCUUACUAUUUUCUUUAUUGGUUUCGAUCUUGGCCGCGACCCUGUUGAGUGACCUGCAAUCACAAGUGGUGUCGCGUAUUGUGCACAUUGAAGGUGGAACUCACAUACCGCAUUUGGAGAGAGCAGCAGAUGCCUUGGCUGGGGUGACUGGCCCACUUUACAUUCGAAGUGUAGUGGCUCAGCAUGGCUCUGGGGUCGCCAUGGCAGGCAUUUUCAGUUUAUACAUCGUGAUGCACAUCUUCAUUCAUGUGGGCUUGAGCCGAAUCAUCGCGCCUUUUCUCACAGGCAUACGUGCCAGGCACGUUUCUGGCCGCGCAGCUGAGCCGAAUGCUCAUGAACGCGAGCAGCGGGGCAGGUCAACUGCACACCAUCGUGGCUCAAGUGAUUGAAGCACUUGCGAGACAGAGGCCCGAGAGAAAAAC
Molecule: messenger RNA, 1419 nt
Organism: Cladocopium goreaui
Lineage: Eukaryota; Dinophyceae; Suessiales; Symbiodiniaceae
Source: the annotation of a GenBank genome assembly